AUGGGCCAGAUGAUACCCGACCUCACACCGGGAGUGCCUAGGGUGCUCCAUACCAACGGCGUGCCGAAGAAACCGCAGUAUGACACCACCUUCACGGACAGGGUCAUAUCUGCCACUGGCCCAAAUGCCAAUGGGCGCUUGGUUGAAGUAAUGCCCAGCUUGGUGCGCCACCUCCAUGCGUUUGCACGCGAGGUCAACUUGACGGUUGCGGAGUGGAUAGCUGCCGUCGACUUUAUUAACGAAUGCGGCAAGAUGUCCGAUGACCGGCGGAACGAAACCCAGCUGUUGUGCGAUAUCGUGGGAUUGGAGAGUUUGGUUGACGAGAUCACGUCCAAGAUGCUGGCGACUUCCACCUCCGAGACCCCAUCCGCCAUCCUCGGUCCAUUCUACCGGCACAAUGCACCUUUGCUGCCGAACGGGAGCUCCAUCGUCCAGAACCUCACCCCUUCAGUUCCAUGGUAUGAGCAAGCAGUUGCUGACUCUGCCUUUGUAUCGGGCCGCGUCUUGACUAGCUCGGGCACGCCGAUCAAGGGGGCGAUCGUGGACGUAUGGCAUUCGGCGCCGAACGGGUUGUAUGAGCAGCAAGACGAGUCGCAACCGGAUAUGAACUUUCGGGGUCGUUUCGAGACAGACGCGGCGGGUUGCUAUGCCUUUUAUGCAUUGCGGCCGGUCCCAUAUCCGAUCCCUGACGACGGGCCGGCGGGGAAACUGUUGGGCUUACUGGACCGGCAUCCUUAUAGGCCGGGCCAUAUCCACUUUAUGGUGUCUGCUCCCAAGUUCCGGGCCUUGACGACGCAGCUGUAUGACGACCGAGAUGAAUAUAUUACCAACGAUGCCGUCUUUUCCGUCAAGGACGAGCUGGUCGUCAAAUUCACGCCGCGCGAGGGGGACCCGAAUGCGCGGUGGUCACUUAAGUAUGACUUUGUGCUUGGUCGGGAAUGA
Molecule: messenger RNA, 942 nt
Organism: Chaetomium globosum CBS 148.51
Lineage: Eukaryota; Fungi; Ascomycota; Sordariomycetes; Sordariales; Chaetomiaceae
Exons: 2
Coding region: 1-942 (313 amino acids)
Biological process (GO): catechol-containing compound metabolic process
Molecular function (GO): catechol 1,2-dioxygenase activity; ferric iron binding
Source: RefSeq, a predicted model, not a curated record